Messenger RNA from Cyprinus carpio (common carp), 2812 nucleotides. It is a transcript of the gene osbpl10a, whose product is annotated as oxysterol-binding protein-related protein 10-like. The coding region runs from base 261 to 2480 and encodes 739 amino acids. Gene Ontology annotation, molecular function: cholesterol binding. The record is from RefSeq and is a predicted model, not a curated record. NCBI's taxonomy places the organism in Eukaryota, Metazoa, Chordata, Actinopteri, Cypriniformes, Cyprinidae. Gene Ontology annotation, cellular component: membrane; cytosol; intracellular membrane-bounded organelle. The transcript has 14 exons.
GAGAGAGAGAGGUUUAAGAUUCAAUGAAAAGGCUACGCGUCACGCACGCGUCGCGCACACGGCAGAGUUCGGAUGCGUUUGUAAUAUCCGGGUUGGAAGGAGGGAGUGUCUCAGAUUCCUAACAGAAACACGCUGGAAAGAGCAGCGAGAGAGACGCGCUCCGCGGGAAUAUGGCAUCGGUCAGAGGGAAGAGGAAGCGCAGCGCGGUGGAAACGGGUUCCAGCUCUCCGGUCAUGAUUUAGAUCGGGAUCCGGACCGCGAUGGAAAAGCCGCUGUGUUCGUCGCAGCCCACGGCCUCGCUCGGGUUCGGCGCGUCCUCGGUGGGGAACAUCGCGCCGCUGCAGCGCGGACGCACGCGCAGGAUAGAGGGAGUGCUGAGCAAAUACACCAACCUCAUCCAGGGCUGGCAGAACAGGUAUUUCGUGUUGGACCCUGAUGUGGGUCAGCUGCAGUAUUUCGUGAGUGAGCAGGGGCGGAGUCAGAAGCCCCGCGGAUCCCUGCCUCUGAUUGGUGCUUCUGUGACGGCGAGCGAUGAGGUGCCUCACAUGUUCAUCGUCAGCUCGGCCAAUGGGGAGCUCUUCAAACUCAGAGCGGUGGACGCCACAGAACAGCAGCUGUGGAUGACGCAGCUACAGGCGUGUACCAGACGCCACUCCGACAGCAGUGCCAAGAUGAGGAAACUGAAGGAUUGUGACGAGCAUCUGUGUGUCGACCGAACUCAGAACACAUUUGAGGCACAGGUAACACACACACACACAUGGCGGGGCCGAACGCGGAGUUUCUCUCUGCUUCCUCACCUCCCUCCGUCUUCCUCUCCUGCAUCUCAGAGACAUCUCCCUCACCACGGGCCUCAGAGCAACAUCGUUACCAUCACGCACCAUAAGUCGCCUGCAGCCGCCCGCCGUGCCAAAAACCAGUACCCAGAGCGCAUCCUGGAGGUCAAAGAGGUUAUGAACCAGGCCGAGGGUCAGCAGAAGAGUCUGGUGGAGUCCAUCGAGUCUCUGCCGACGCGAGGAUCCCUGUCCUGUCUGGAUCAGGACCUGCUGCUGCUGAAAGCCACCUCUGCCGCCACCCUGAGCUGCCUUGGCGAGUGCCUGAAUAUAUUACAGCAGAGUGCCGGACAUAACCAUGGGCCGCCCUCUGAUAAUGUUCCCGUGUGGACCGUGUCAAAGUCACCCUCAGGAGAACGUCUGAGGAACGGCGGUGCUGUUACCCGGACCUCCACUGAGCCCUCGCCCUCCCUCAGGAAAACAAACCUGCUGCAGAACACUGAGGAUGGUGUGGAGGUGAUUUCUCCUGAGGAGGAGGUGAUGGAUUCAGAUGAUAACACUGAAGAAGAUCUGGGUGUGUUGGACGACCAGAGGAGCGUCAUUCUGCAUCUGCUGUCUCAGCUCAAACUGGGCAUGGAUCUCACACGGGUUGUUCUUCCCACAUUCAUCCUGGAGAAGCGUUCACUGCUGGAGAUGUAUGCUAACUUCAUGGCCCACCCGGACCUGUUCCUGUCCAUCUCUGCUGGAAGCACCCCGGAGGAGCGUAUGGUGCGUUUCGUUGAAUAUUACAUGACUGCCUUCCAUGAAGGACGUAAGGGCGCCAUCGCCAAAAAGCCCUACAAUCCGGUGCUAGGCGAGACCUUCCACUGUUCAUGGGAGGUUCCACAAGAUCGAGUCCACCCUCUGAGGACUGAGACCAACCCCAGGACCAAUCAGGAGGCAACGGGGGCGGGGUCAGACUCUUACAGGGUGCGUUUCGUAGCAGAGCAGGUUUCCCAUCAUCCUCCGGUGUCAGGGUUUUACUGUGAGUGUGCUGACAGAGGCAUGUGCGUCAACACACACAUCUGGACCAAGAGCAAGUUCAUGGGCAUGUCAGUGGGCGUCUCUAUGGUAGGAGAAGGCGUGUUGUACCUGCGUGAUCACGGGGAGGAGUACGUGUUUACAUUCCCGAGUGCGUACGCUCGAUCCAUCCUCACCGUGCCGUGGGUGGAGCUCGGAGGAAAGGUCACCAUCAGCUGUGCUAAGACCGGAUACUCGGCCAACGUCACAUUCCACACCAAACCCUUCUACGGGGGCAAAGUUCACAGGGUCAGUGCAGAGGUGAAGCAAAACUCCAGCGGGACGGUGGUGUGUAAAGCUCAGGGCGAGUGGAACGGGACACUGGAGUUCAUCUACAGCAGUGGAGAGACCAAAGUCAUCGACACAAACAAACUGCCCGUCAUCAGGAAGAUGAUUCGCCCCGUCAAGAAACAGGGUCGGACCGAGUCCAGGCGUCUCUGGCAGCAUGUGACCGCGGCGCUGAAGGAAGGAAACGUUGAUCUGGCCACUGAACACAAGCGUGUGUUAGAGGAAGACCAGCGAUCAGACGAGAGACAGAGAGCUGCCAACAACAUGCCCUGGAAACCCAAAUACUUCAACAAAGAGGGUGACGGAUGGGUCUACAGAAACCCCUUAUGGAAAACACAUCGAAGAAAGGAAGAUGAAUGCUGAUCAGACUAACACAGGGACUGAAAACAAACAGCAAAAAUCAAAAACAGGAGAAUAAUGGUGCAUCACACGACAGACUGUACAGAAACCAGUGUGUGUAUAUGAGAACAUGGACACAUAGAACAGACCUUUUAUACACUGUCUAAAUGAUAUAUUAUUUUUCACGAUUAUAACCAAGCCUUUGUGGAUAUGCACAUGUACACAGUAUUAAUGUGAUCUGUUAUUAGAUGAUUUGUUAACAGAAUAAGAGAAUCAUGGAUUUACAUCCAGUGUGCAUUUAUCAAUGUGGACAAGAUGUUCAGAAUCAAAUUCAGUAUUUAAGCUCAUAUUUCACC